Molecule: messenger RNA, 2932 nt
Organism: Myodes glareolus (Bank vole)
Lineage: Eukaryota; Metazoa; Chordata; Mammalia; Rodentia; Cricetidae
Gene: Ptpn20
Product: protein tyrosine phosphatase non-receptor type 20
Biological process (GO): protein dephosphorylation
Molecular function (GO): protein tyrosine phosphatase activity
Source: RefSeq, a predicted model, not a curated record
CAGGUCAGGUGGCACUCAGGCAUGAGGGGUCAUCCUUCUUCUGCCUCUCAGGAAGGAAAAGGAGCCAUGGAUGCGCGGAGGCCUCGAGCACAGGCUGGACUCCGAGGGGCCCCUGGAAGAGAUGAUAAAGAUGAGGAUGAUUCAAAUGACAAGAAUUUCCGAAAGACUUCACCUUCAUCAAGUCAGAAAAAGACACCUACAGAAAAGGUUUUUGAGAAAAAAGUUAAUUCUGAGAAGAUGAACUCCUCUCAUAUGACAUUUUCAAGUAAGAAUUAUGAGUUUCUUUUCCCAGAGCGUUCAGAAAGUGAGAGUGAUGAGACUACGUGGAAUGUCAGUGACUCCUCACAGACAGACAGGUGGAGCAGUGUGAACACAGAGCUUGCAGGGCCAUCAAAGACUGUCUCCCAACGGCUUCCUGACGUUGAAACGACUGUCUCUGAAAAGGAGCUGACUCAGUUGGCGCAGAUCCGACCAUUAAUAUUCAAUUACUCUUCACAAACUGCCAUGAGGGAUUGUCUGAAAACGCUCCAGAAAAAAGAAGACUAUGAUAUCAUCCGUGAGUUUUUGGAGUUAGAGCAGAUGACUGUGCCUGAUGACUUCAGCUCUGGGAAUGAACUACUCAACAAAGACAAAAACAGAUACCGAGAUAUUCUUCCAUAUGAUUCAACACGUGUUCCUCUUGGAAAAAACAAGAACUACAUCAAUGCUAGUUAUAUUAGAAUAGAAAAUCAUGAAGAAGAGUAUUUUUAUAUUGCUACUCAAGGACCACUGCCAGAGACUAUAGAAGACUUUUGGCAAAUGGUUAUGGAAAAUAAUUGUAAUGUUAUUGCUAUGAUAACCAGAGAGAUAGAAGGUGGAGUUAUCAAGUGUGAGGGGUACUGGCCCAUUUCUUUGAAGGAACCUUUGGAAUUGAAACACUUGCGCAUCCUUCUGGAGAACUGCCAGAUAACUCAGUAUUUCAUCAUUCGAAUAUUUCAAAUUGUGAAGAAGUCUACAGGAAUGAGUCACUGUGUAAAACACUUGCAGUUCACAAAAUGGCCAGACCAUGGCACUCCUGCCUCAGCAGACUUUUUCAUCAAAUACGUCCGUUAUGUGAGGAAGAGCCACAUCACAGGACCCCUGGUUGUUCAUUGUAGUGCUGGCGUAGGCCGUACGGGGGUGUUCAUAUGUGUGGAUGUCGUGUUCUGUGCCAUCGAGAAGAACGUCUCAUUCAACAUUAUGAACAUAGUGACCCAGAUGAGAAAACAGCGUAGUGGCAUGAUCCAAACAAAGGAGCAGUAUCACUUUUGUUAUGAAAUUGUGCUUGAAGUUCUUCAGAAUCUUCUGGCUUUGAGUUGAGAAAGACUGCGCCUCUCACUUGAGAUUACCAAGAAGCUUGUGCUGAAGGCGCUGCUGGCCGUGCUCUUUGCCCUCUGAUUUUCUCUCUGAAAUCUCACUGAAGGCAGCAUCUCUGGGCACAGAGCAAACUGUUUCACUUGAUCUUUCUGAACAAUAGCAAAAUACCCACCCAUGUCUUUCAGUGGAGCAAAAGUUACAUGAAAUAACCUCAGCUUAGCUGUUUGGGUUAAGGGAUUUUAGAAUUCAAUAAAAGACUUAAAUAUAUUCAUUAAGCUUUUAUUUGGAAAGGUGACCAACAACCUCAGAAAAUCCCCAAGCCUUACAAGCCUUAAGAACGUGGGGCCACUAAAUGGCAGGUUAAUAUGCUGACCUCUCACAGGCAUUUUGCAGAUAUUGCCGACGGGCUUUAGAGAAGCUAGAGUCCAUACUCUCAGCUGGCAACCGAGUAACUCAAAAGGACUCUAACUAGGAUGGAUUGACUUUCAAUAUAAAUGGUUUUCGUGUCCUAUACUUGAAUAGUCCCAGAAUGCCCUAGGGAUUUCCAUGAAACAGUUACCUUCCUGGAGCAGCCAGGCCCUUGUCCUGCUACCCUGAGAAACACCUUGUUGGUGAACAGAGUCCCUCUUUGCCCUCACACAAGCACACCGGUGAACAGUUCCAAACAAAAAUGCUUGUUGAUCUGUAAAUUCAAUGGAAAUGUUUGUCAGGCCCAAACUUCUUUUCUACCCUACCCUAACAGUUAACACACCAUUCUGUCUGCUUUAUCAGAAGCAAGUAUUAUAUGGUACUUGCCUCUUAAUCUUUAGCUAGCAAAUAAACUUUAAUGUAAUGAUAUUGCUAUGUAAGUUUGAGUCAUUUUUUAGUACUUGUUAAAUCAUUUUUUUUCAAACUAAGAUCUAAAAAACAGCUUUAUUUUCUUUCUCUCUCCCUACCUUCUUUCUCCCCCUCCUCUCUCUUUUUCUCCAGAGGUCCAUUAAGUUGUUUCUUUCUUCUGUAGAAAGAUUUAGAUUCUGGACAUUCGAACUAGAUUUUAGAAAACUAAAUUCGUAGUUGUGAAAGUGAAAAUUCUAUAUUCUUGUUAAAAACUUCUGGCCAUUAUUAUAUUCAUCAUAUCAGGAUUCUGGCUCAGACAGUUAUAGUGAUUCUUUGGUUAAGGGGUUUUGGCGAUCAGUCAGUCGUUCCUAAUUAUAAGCCACAAAACAAUUGAUAAGGGUAUUGUACAGUCAAUUCAGUAGGAUAAGAGCUGUGAAUCAUACUGAAAAUUCCUAAAAUUAUAAAUCCUAAACUUUUAAGAGGCUUAUUGCUUUGGUUAAAUGAAUACUUGAAUUGGUUAAAUUAGGAUUGAUAAGUCUCAUUAUAAACAUAAUUAUAUGCCAUAUAUUUGGCAUUAACUCAAGUUGAUGAUAAUAGCUAUUUAUACUGUUUAUAUGCAUAAUAGUCUAUGCUGAACAAAAAUAUCAUUUUGAUUAUUGGUUUUAAAUAUUUGCAUCUAUAACUGUAUUUUCAUUCUGUUACUAUAAGAUAAUAAAUAUAAUACAGAAUAAUGUUCCCAAGAUGGACUGUGUGUUAUUAAAUUAAAAAUAUUUUCUAUGUA